GCCCAAGAGGCCCAAAGCCCAACAAUGUCUCCUCUCAAGUGUAUAGCUGCUCUUCUUUAAAGGUGUGAGCUUUUUUUCCCUUGCUCGUGAGAGAGUGCUUUGGGGUCUCAUCUCAUGUAAGCACGUUUGAGCAGAAACCUUUCAUCAGAAUCAGAAAUGGGUCGUGGUAGGGAGAGAUGGAUCAAACACUACAGUAGCGCACAAGAGAUAUUGCUGGUUGGUGAAGGAGACUUUUCAUUCUCUGCUUGUUUAGCUCGAGCAUUUGGCUCUGCUCGCAACAUGGUAGCAACUUCUCUCGAAUCUCAAGGUUCUUUAAGGGCCAAACAUAGGAGCUGUUUAUCACACUUGAGUGGCUUGAAGAGGAGAGAGUGCUUGGUGUUGCAUGAUGUUGAUGUGUAUGAGAUUGACCUCCAUCCCGCUCUGCAAUGGAGGAAAUUUGAUGUCAUCAUCUUCAACUUUCCUCAUGCAGGCCAUUUCCCCUGGCUACGUGAAAGAAACCCUCAGCUCAUUCAAAUGCACAAGAACUUGUUGAAAGCCUUCUUCGAAAAUGCCCGUGGGAUGCUGAGGGAAGGCGGGGAAGUUCAAGUUGCAACCAGAGAUGACUACCCAUAUAACAGAUGCCCGUGGGAUGCAGAGGAAGCAGGCCUGGUUUUGAUGGAGAAAGUGUGGUUCAAAAAAUGGGACUACCCUGGGUACCAGAACAAGAGAGGGGGCGACAUCAAGAGCAACAAAACGUUUCGUCUCAGAAAUUGUUUCACCUUCAAAUUUGCACUGCAACAAUAUGAGUAUGACUGUACUUGUGAUGAAAUGUCUGUUUGCAGCGAUGACCAUUAUAUGAUUAUGUGAUGUGUUUGGUAGUAGUAGUGUCCUUUUUGUUGUGCGGAAGCGGAUUGCAUAGGGUGGACAAUACGGAACCGUUGAAACAACAAGACAAAUAUGAAAAUAGCAAAAUCCAAGAGACACAAGGAUUUAUACUAGUUC
This is a messenger RNA of Prunus avium (sweet cherry), 981 nucleotides long. RefSeq lists its product as uncharacterized. Gene Ontology annotation, molecular function: rRNA (uridine-N3-)-methyltransferase activity. Gene Ontology annotation, cellular component: cytoplasm. Lineage: Eukaryota; Viridiplantae; Streptophyta; Magnoliopsida; Rosales; Rosaceae. Gene Ontology annotation, biological process: rRNA base methylation. The record is from RefSeq and is a predicted model, not a curated record.